This is a messenger RNA of Closterium sp. Yama58-4, 3687 nucleotides long. NCBI's taxonomy places the organism in Eukaryota, Viridiplantae, Streptophyta, Zygnematophyceae, Desmidiales, Closteriaceae. The record is from the annotation of a GenBank genome assembly.
AUGGUGACCAUGGUGACCCCAUCGCACCUCACCAUGGUGACCCCAUCGCACCUCACCAUGGCGACCCCAUCGCACCUCACCAUGCUGACCCCAUCGCACCUCACCAUGCUGACCCCAUCGCACCUCACCAUGGUGACCCCAUCGCACCUCACCAUGGUGACCCCAUCGCACCUCACCAUGGUGACCCCAUCGCACCUCACCAUGGUGACCCCAUCGCACCUCACCAUGGUGACCCCAUCGCACCUCACCAUGCUGACCCCAUCGCACCUCACCAUGGUGACCCCAUCGCACCUCACCAUGGUGAUCCCAUCGCACCUCACCAUGGCGACCCCAUCGCACCUCACCAUGGUGACCCCAUCGCACCUCACCAUGGUGACCCCAUCGCACCUCACCAUGGCGACCCCAUCGCACCUCACCAUGGUGACCCCAUCGCACCUCACCAUGGUGACCCCAUCGCACCUCACCAUGCUGACCCCAUCGCACCUCACCAUGCUGACCCCAUCGCACCUCACCAUGGUGAUCCCAUCGCACCUCACCAUGCUGACCCCAUCGCACCUCACCAUGCUGACCCCAUCGCACCUCACCAUGGUGACCCCAUCGCACCUCACCAUGGCGACCCCAUCGCACCUCACCAUGGUGACCCCAUCGCACCUCACCAUGGUGAUCCCAUCGCACCUCACCAUGCUGACCCCAUCGCACCUCACCAUGCUGACCCCAUCGCACCUCACCAUGGUGACCCCAUCGCACCUCACCAUGCUGACCCCAUCGCACCUCACCAUGCUGACCCCAUCGCACCUCACCAUGGCGACCCCAUCGCACCUCACCAUGCUGACCCCAUCGCACCUCACCAUGCUGACCCCAUCGCACCUCACCAUGCUGACCCCAUCGCACCUCACCAUGGUGACCCCAUCGCACCUCACCAUGCUGACCCCAUCGCACCUCACCAUGGUGACCCCAUCGCACCUCACCAUGGUGAUCCCAUCGCACCUCACCAUGCUGACCCCAUCGCACCUCACCAUGGUGACCCCAUCGCACCUCACCAUGCUGACCCCAUCGCACCUCACCAUGCUGACCCCAUCGCACCUCACCAUGGUGACCCCAUCGCACCUCACCAUGCUGACCCCAUCGCACCUCACCAUGGUGACCCCAUCGCACCUCACCAUGGUGACCCCAUCGCACCUCACCAUGGUGACCCCAUCGCACCUCACCAUGCUGACCCCAUCGCACCUCACCAUGCUGACCCCAUCGCACCUCACCAUGCUGACCCCAUCGCACCUCACCAUGCUGACCCCAUCGCACCUCACCAUGGUGACCCCAUCGCACCUCACCAUGCUGACCCCAUCGCACCUCACCAUGGUGAUCCCAUCGCACCUCACCAUGGCGACCCCAUCGCACCUCACCAUGCUGACCCCAUCGCACCUCACCAUGCUGACCCCAUCGCACCUCACCAUGCUGACCCCAUCGCACCUCACCAUGGUGACCCUAUCGCACCUCACCAUGCUGACCCCAUCGCACCUCACCAUGGUGAUCCCAUCGCACCUCACCAUGCUGACCCCAUCGCACCUCACCAUGCUGACCCCAUCUCACCUCACCAUGGUGACACCAUCGCACCUCACCAUGGUGACCCCAUCGCACCUCACCAUGGUGACCCCAUCGCACCUCACCAUGGUGACCCCAUCGCACCUCACCAUGCUGACCCCAUCGCACCUCACCAUGGUGAUCCCAUCGCACCUCACCAUGGCGACCCCAUCGCACCUCACCAUGCUGACCCCAUCGCACCUCACCAUGGUGACCCCAUCGCACCUCACCAUGGUGGCCCCAUCGCACCUCACCAUGGUGACCCCAUCGCACCUCACCAUGGUGACCCCAUCGCACCUCACCAUGGUGACCCCAUCGCACCUCACCAUGGCGACCCCAUCGCACCUCACCAUGGCGACCCCAUCGCACCUCACCAUGGCGACCCCAUCGCACCUCACCAUGGUGAUCCCAUCUCACCUCACAGUGGUGACCCCAUCGCACCUCACCAUGGUGACCCCAUCGCACCUCACCAUGGCGACCCCAUCGCACCUCACCAUGGUGACCCCAUCGCACCUCACCAUGGCGACCCCAUCGCACCUCACCAUGGUGACCCCAUCGCACCUCACCAUGGCGACCCCAUCGCACCUCACCAUGGUGACCCCAUCGCACCUCACCAUGGCGACCCCAUCGCACCUCACCAUGCUGACCCCAUCGCACCUCACCAUGGUGACCCCAUCGCACCUCACCAUGGCGACCCCAUCGCACCUCACCAUGCUGACCCCAUCGCACCUCACCAUGGUGACCCCAUCGCACCUCACCAUGGUGACCCCAUCGCACCUCACCAUGGUGACCCCAUCGCACCUCACCAUGGUGAUCCCAUCGCACCUCACCAUGGUGACCCCAUCGCACCUCACCACACUGACCCCAUCGCACCUCACCAUGGUGACCCCAUCGCACCUCACCAUGGCGACCCCAUCGCACCUCACCAUGGUGACCCCAUCGCAACUCACCAUGGUGACCCCAUCGCACCUCACCAUGGCGACCCCAUCGCACCUCACCAUGGUGACCCCAUCGCACCUCACCAUGGUGACCCCAUCGCACCUCACCAUGGCGACCCCAUCGCACCUCACCAUGGUGACCCCAUCGCACCUCACCAUGGCGACCCCAUCGCACCUCACCAUGGUGACCCCAUCGCACCUCACCAUGGUGACCCCAUCGCACCUCACCAUGGCGACCCCAUCGCACCUCACCAUGCUGACCCCAUCGCACCUCACCAUGGCGACCCCAUCGCACCUCACCAUGGCGACCCCAUCGCACCUCACCAUGCUGACCCCAUCGCACCUCACCAUGGCGACCCCAUCGCACCUCACCAUGGCGACCCCAUCGCACCUCACCAUGCUGACCCCAUCGCACCUCACCAUGGUGACCCCAUCGCUCGCACCUCACCAUGGUGACCCCAUCGCACCUCACCAUGGUGACCCCAUCGCACCUCAACAUGGUGACCCCAUCGCACCUCACCAUGGUGACCCCAUCGCACCUCACCACACUGACCCCAUCGCACCUCACCAUGCUGACCCCAUCGCACCUCACCAUGGCGACCCCAUCGCACCUCACCAUGCUGACCCCAUCGCACCUCACCAUGGUGACCCCAUCGCACCUCACCAUGGUGACCCCAUCGCACCUCACCAUGCUGACCCCAUCGCACCUCACCAUGGUGACCCCAUCGCACCUCACCAUGGCGACCCCAUCGCACCUCACCAUGGUGACCCCAUCGCACCUCACCAUGGUGACCCCAUCGCACCUCACCAUGGUGACCCCAUCGCACCUCACCAUGGUGACUCCAUCGCACCUCACCAUGGUGACCCCAUCGCACCUCACCAUGGUGACCCCAUCGCACCUCACCAUGGUGACCCCAUCGCACCUCACCAUGCUGACCCCAUCGCACCUCACCAUGGUGAUCCCAUCGCACCUCACCAUGGCGACCCCAUCGCACCUCACCAUGCUGACCCCAUCGCACCUCACCAUGGUGACCCCAUCGCACCUCACCAUGCUGACCCCAUCGCACCUCACCAUGCUGACCCCAUCGCACCUCACCAUGGCGACCCCAUCGCACCUCACCAUGGUGACCCCAUCGCACCUCACCAUGGCGACCCCAUCGCACCUCAGUGA